This is a messenger RNA of Brettanomyces bruxellensis, 4413 nucleotides long. RefSeq names its product DNA topoisomerase 2 (gene TOP2). The record is from RefSeq and is a predicted model, not a curated record. Lineage: Eukaryota; Fungi; Ascomycota; Pichiomycetes; Pichiales; Pichiaceae. Gene Ontology annotation, molecular function: DNA binding; ATP binding; DNA topoisomerase type II (double strand cut, ATP-hydrolyzing) activity. Gene Ontology annotation, biological process: resolution of meiotic recombination intermediates; DNA topological change; sister chromatid segregation. The transcript has a single exon. Bases 1 to 4413 code for a protein of 1470 amino acids. Gene Ontology annotation, cellular component: nucleus.
AUGGCGUCCUUUGAUGAUGAUGACGAGGACUUUGUACUGGAUGAUGUUCAAGUAGCUUCAGCUGCAAGAACACCUCUAGCAUCUACAACAAAUACCGUCAAUAGUACAGGUGCGAAGACUUCGAGCAAGAAGAAUGGUGGAAAAACUGCUUCAGACAACUAUCAGAAAUUGACACAGUUGGAACAUAUUUUGAAAAGACCGGAUACGUAUAUUGGAUCUGUGGAGAAAUUUGAAUCUGAACAAUGGAUAUAUAAUACUACUACUGAAUCUAUGGAAUUUAAGAAGGUGAGCAUUGUUCCUGGAUUGUUUAAGAUAUUCGAUGAAAUAUUGGUGAAUGCUGCUGAUAAUAAGAUUAGGGAUCCUGGUAUGAAGAGGAUUGAUGUCAAAAUUGACCCGGAGAACAAUCUUUUCUCUGUUAAGAACGAUGGAAGAGGUAUUCCUGUGGAGAUUCAUACCAAAGAAAAGAUUUAUAUCCCAGAGCUGAUUUUCGGUAACCUUCUUACAUCAAGUAAUUAUAAUGAUAAGGAAAAGAAGGUUACCGGUGGUCGUAAUGGAUAUGGUGCAAAACUUUGUAAUAUAUUUUCUACAGAGUUUACUGUGAAAACUGCUGAUCGUACAAAUGGUAAGACGUACUCGCAGACGUGGCACAACAACAUGUCUAUUGUUGAUAAGCCGAAGAUUAAAACAAUGAAAACCAAGUCCGAGUACACCGAGAUCAGUUUCAAACCUGAUUUGGCUAAAUUUGGUAUGGAAAGCCUCGAUGACGACAUCUUGGGUGUUCUUCGUCGUCGUGUUUUUGAUUUGUGCGGUUCAGUUCGUGGAAUCCGCGUCACCCUUAAUGGAAAAGCUCUUAAAAUCAAUAACUUUAAACAGUAUACGGAACUUUACGUGAAAGCGUUGUCGGAGAAUCAGAAUGGAUCUUCAUCUCGUAGCAGUUCUGUUGUGAAAACGGAACAAAUUGAUGAUGCUGAUCAAUCGGAAUCAUCACCUGCUCCAUUAGAAUCUACUAAAAAGGUUCCACUUAUAUAUUAUGCUAUUAAUGAUCGUUGGGAGAUAGCAUUUUCUUUGUCUGACGGUAACUUUCACCAAGUUUCUUUUGUUAAUUCCAUUGCUACUACAUCCGGUGGUACGCAUGUCGACCUGAUUGUCAAUAUGUUGGUCAAUAAGAUUAUGGAACAUAUUAAGAAGAAGCACCGUCGUGCAAUGUUGCGUCCUUUCCAAAUCAAAAAUAACAUCUUUGUGUUCAUUAAUUGUUUGAUUGAAAAUCCAGCCUUUACUUCCCAAACAAAGGAGCAAUUGACAACUAGACCAUCUCAAUAUGGUGGUAGAAAGUUGGAAUUGCCUGAGACAUUUCUUAAGAAGGUGUUUAAUUCUGGAAUUUUGGAUCAGGUCAUGGAUAUUGCUCAAGCGAAUGCAGACCGUGCCCUAAAAAGAAUGGAUGGAAGGAAGAAAAAUAGGAUUACUGGAUACCCUAAGUUAGAGGAUGCAAACAAGGCUGGAACUAGAGAAGGCUAUAAAUGUACCUUGAUCUUAACUGAGGGUGACUCUGCUUUGACGCUAGCUGUUGCUGGUUUGGCAGUUGUUGGAAGAAACUACUAUGGUUGUUAUCCCUUGCGUGGUAAGCUGUUGAAUGUUCGUGAGGCGAGUGCUGAUCAGAUUAUGCGAAAUGCGGAAAUCCAAGCUAUCAAACAAAUUAUGGGUCUUCAGCACAAGAAGAAAUACGAUCCAGCAAAUAUUAAAUCUCUUCGGUAUGGUCAUUUAAUGAUUAUGACGGAUCAAGAUACGGAUGGUUCCCAUAUUAAAGGAUUAAUUAUUAACUUUUUGGAGACUUCCUUCCCCGGUCUUUUAGAAGUUCCAAAUUUUUUGAUUGAAUUUAUUACUCCGAUUGUUAAAGUAACUGUUUUAAGUGGUCCGAACAGGAAAAAGGUUACUGCCUUUUACAAUAUGCCAGAGUAUGAAAAAUGGAGAGAUACGGAAGGAAAGACUUGUUCCUAUAAGCAGAAGUAUUACAAGGGUUUGGGUACUUCCUCACCCGAAGAAAUGCGUGAAUACUUCAGCAAGCUUGAUAAGCAUUUAAAGAAAUUUCAUAUUUUGGAAGAAGGGGAUGCAGGAUGUAUUAAUUUAGCAUUUUCUAAAAAGAAAGCUGAUGAUAGAAAAGAAUGGCUUAGAGCAUACAGGCCAGGUACAUUCCUUGAUCCUGAUCUUACUGAAAUCCCCAUUUCUGAUUUCAUCAACAAAGAGCUUAUUCUUUAUUCCAUGGCAGAUAAUAUCCGUUCAAUUCCAUCUGUGGUAGAUGGCUUUAAGCCCUCUCAAAGGAAAAUUUUGUUUGGAUGUUAUAAAAGAAAUUUAAGGGGUGAAAUUAAAGUUUCACAGUUGGAGGGCUAUAUCGCAGAGCACACUGGUUACCACCAUGGUGAUGCUUCUUUGAUUCAGACAAUUAUUUCGCUUGCACAGGAUUUUGUUGGUUCGAACAACAUGAAUUUGUUGUUCCCUCAUGGUGGUUUUGGUUCCAGAGCUUCUGGAGGAAAAGAUGCCGCUGCUGCAAGGUAUAUUUUUACAGAGCUUUCAGCUAUAACGCGUAAGGUUUUCAAUCCACUAGAUAACAAGUUACUCACAUACAUGCAAGAUGAUGAGCAGACGGUGGAACCGGAAUGGUAUGUUCCUGUUGUUCCCAUGGUUUUAGUGAAUGGAGCUGAUGGUAUUGGUUCUGGUUGGAGUACUUCUAUUCCACCGUACAAUCCAGAUGAUAUUGUGGAAAAUAUUCAUCGCUUAAUGCGGGGAGAGGAUUCUCAGGAAAUGACUCCUUGGUUUAAAGGAUGGACUGGAUCGAUAAGUAAAAUUAGCAAGGAUAGGUAUCGUGUGGAGGGAAUUAUUAAUCAAGUUGAUGAGACCACGCUCGAAAUAACAGAACUUCCUAUUAGAAUGUGGACAAUUACUAUGAAAGAGUUCCUUUUAAAAGGAUUAUCUGGAUCUGAAAAGCAGAGUGCUUGGAUCAAAGAUAUGGAGGAGGAUCAUGGCGUUGGAAUCAAAUUCAUAGUGAAACUUUCUGUUGAAGAGAUGGCAAAGUCUCUUAAAAUUGGAUUGAAAGAAAGGUUCAGGCUAAUAUCCACCGUCAGCACUAGCAAUAUGGUUUUGUUUGAUCCAACUGGUCGUAUUAAAAAAUAUGAUAAUGUCAACCAAAUACUUGAGGACUAUUAUCAUGUUAGAUUAGACUUCUAUCAGAGAAGAAAGGAUUAUAUGGUGACUGAUUUAUCAAACCAGCUUGAAAAGUUGAGCAGUCAAGCGAGAUUUGUCAAAAUGAUCAUUGAAAGAGAACUCGUUGUUAGCAAUAAGAAGAGGCCCGUUAUCGUGAAAGAAUUACAGGAGAAAGGAUUUCCUGGAUUCGAUAAAGAAAAUAAGCCAAUUAGAGUUGAUAUCAACGAUAAUGAUCUGAAAGAUGAAAGUUCUACCGAGGAGGAAGAAGAUGCAGAUGUCACGACAGCAGCAGAAACAGAAACAGGAAUGGUUGUUGAUAACUCCAAGAGUGUUAAUUUCCUUUAUGAUUAUUUAUUAGGAAUGCAAAUAUGGUCGUUGACUAAAGAGAGAUAUGAUAAAUUAUUGAAGCAGAGGGAUCAAAAAGAAAUUGAAUUGACAACACUUUUAGGCAAGAGUGCAAAGGAUUUAUGGAAUGAGGAUUUAGAUGUGUUUGUUGAAGCUUGGCACACAUUUUUGAAAGAAGAUGAAGAGAGGCAGAAGUCUAUGAUUCCAGAUGCUCCAAGUCACAACGGAAAGAAGAGAAGAAGACGAAAGAGGAAGGUCAAAACUGAGAACGAUGAAACCUCAGGCUCAAAGAAAAAGGCAAAGAAGAUGAAACAGUCCACGCUACCUAUAAAUGAGGAAGGCGAAAAGCGCAAGUCAAAAACACCAGAAGUGAAAGAAGAGGCGGAAGAAAUUGAAAGCAAGGAGUUAUCAUCACCUUUCAAAAGCAUGUUCGGAAGUAACAAGAGCUCGACUCCAUUUGGAAAUAAAUUUAGCGCUGCAUUUUCGGCAUUUAAUAACUCCGGAUCGAAUAAGGGUUCGGAUAUAUCCACUUCUAGUACUGAAUUGAGUUUGGAAAAGUCCAAAAAGAGGGGCAGAAAGCCUAGAUCUACAAGCAAAAAGCCUGUUCGACGGGGAAGGAAAGUGAGUAAAACUAAGAAGAAUGAUGAAGUUGAUAUCGCUUCAGAUUCGAACGACGAAGCAGCGGUUACAGCACCAUCGGAUGAUGAGAUAGUUACUGCGGUGAAAAGAAGAAAUAGAGGUAAGAGUCCAAAAUCAUAUGCUAUGCCAUCUAUUGAUAUCGAAAGUGACGGAGGAGAUGAAGAUGACGAUAGUGAUGAAAUUGUUGCUAUUGAUGAUGAUGAUAGUGAUGAGAGCUACCACGAUGAUUUCUGA